Bufo gargarizans (Asiatic toad) is the source of this 1082-nucleotide messenger RNA. RefSeq names its product phospholipase D family member 6 (gene PLD6). Gene Ontology annotation, biological process: piRNA processing. Lineage: Eukaryota; Metazoa; Chordata; Amphibia; Anura; Bufonidae. Bases 1 to 639 code for a protein of 212 amino acids. The record is from RefSeq and is a predicted model, not a curated record. Gene Ontology annotation, molecular function: RNA endonuclease activity producing 5'-phosphomonoesters, hydrolytic mechanism. The transcript is spliced from 2 exons. Gene Ontology annotation, cellular component: mitochondrion.
AUGGUCUCCGCGGUGUCAUGGAGUCUGCUCGGGCUGACCGCUGUGGCCGUGGCGCUGGAGGUUGUGUACCGCUUCUUGACGAGGAGGAGGCCGGUGAGAGAGGUCCUCUUCUUCCCGGCUCCUCUAGUCUGUACGGAGCCGCUGCUGAGCCCAGGGACCUGGUGCUCCUGCCCGUUACCUCACGACCUGGACGGCGCCCUGCCGCAGCUGAUGAGGCGGCUCCUCGCGGCCCGGCGCUCUCUGGAUCUCUGCGUCUUCACCUUCUCCAGCGCUCCGCUGGGCCGGGCUGUGCUGCUGCUCCAUGGCCGGGGGGUCCGGGUGAGAGUCAUCACCGACAGCGACUACAUGGCGGCCUCUGGUUCUCAGAUCGGCGCCCUGCGGAAGGCGGGUGUGGAGGUCCGUCACAGUCAGUCCUCUGGCUUCAUGCACCACAAAUUUUCGGUAGUGGACAAGAGCAUCGUCAUAACUGGAUCCAUGAACUGGACUAUGCAGGCCAUCCAGACAAACAGAGAGAACCUCCUUAUCACAGAUGAUGGCAUCUGCGUCAGGGCUUACAUGGAGGAGUUUGAACGUCUCUGGGAGGAGUAUGACCCCGCCAGCUACAGUUUCUUUCCGGAAGAGGAUGAGAAGGGACCCUGAUGUCUCAUUUGUGACCACCCUGCCACUGGACACACACAGCGAUCAGUGGUGUUUUAAGAGGAUCGCUUAUUGUUUUAAGUUUUACUUCUUCAAUUACUAAGAGCCGCCCGGUCCAGCAGAGAACCAGCAGCGUGGUAUCUGUCACUGGAGGACAUGGAUGUAGAUGGCCUUGCAUGUAGCAUAGAUCAGGAUGGAGGAAGCUGUUCGGUCCUUCACCCGUAUGCAGUCCAGCUUUCUGUAGACCGUUCUCUAAGUACACACAUUGAUCUGCACAGGCCACGUCUGUAGCUGGGAUAACACAUAGUUACCUGGAGGGUGCAUGGCGCGAUACUACAGUAGGUACUAUGUUUCUGAAUGUUAUUAAGAGUAGUCCUCUAGAUGUCAAUACACAUUAAAUGAACGAUGGCCGAACCUGCCGAUUUCCUUAAGAGUUGACUCUAGUA